This is a messenger RNA of Aureobasidium subglaciale EXF-2481, 1853 nucleotides long. RefSeq lists its product as uncharacterized. Bases 468 to 1652 code for a protein of 394 amino acids. NCBI's taxonomy places the organism in Eukaryota, Fungi, Ascomycota, Dothideomycetes, Dothideales, Saccotheciaceae. The record is from RefSeq and is a predicted model, not a curated record. The transcript has 6 exons.
CAUGCACGAGCCGGGACACUGCGGGUAGCCGACGAUUGGUGGCUCUGCUCGAAUGCCCAGAAGAUGGUCUUCUGAUGCCACUCCCUUGUCGAGCGAAGCUUCAGAGCUAUCAAGAACACAAACAUGUGAACGGGAUGGGGUGAAAAUCUCUCUCGCUGCGCACAGCCAAGCAGCGUAGGCGCCGACGCUGAUGGCAGCGCUUGCGACAGUGGGGUAUUGCUCCAAUCGCAUCACAGAGCGACCUGCAGCAUACUCACAAGGCUACUACGGCCACCGAGUAUUUAAUAGUAAGAUGGCCGCUUCUUGACGGCCUCGAUCUGUAGGUGUUUGUUUUACUUUGACUCAUCCUUUCAUCUCAAUUGUCCUCGAGACAUACCUCUUCAAUUGCAGCAUUCCAGGUUCAGCCAGUACAGUUGCCGAAAUAUCGUAACAGCUCUUGCCCUGAACGCUCGCGUUGAUCGUCAGUCAUGUCAAACAAUCAAGCACAGUAUUUCCUCCCACCCCCACAAGAGCAGCAGAGCUAUUUUGCGCCUCCGAGUUCGCAUACGCCUCCGACCAAUACUCAGCAUUACCCGCUCCCACCAGCCACCGACUAUUCUCCUCCAGAGAACACUUCCUACUCACCAGCUCCUCAAUCGCAGUCGUCACCGCAGCAGCACUUUGCUCCUCCUCCGGAUCGCUUCUCAUACAAUGCUGCUUCAGUCCCUCAGCCCAUUCAGACCCAAUUUGUGUCCCCUCCGUCAUCGCCGCCUCCACCUGCUGGCAACAUUGGUACACACGAAUACGAGCCGAGCCCCGUCUCGCCUCAGCAGCAGGCCAUGCCUUGUCACCCUGUCCCCUCACAGAUUGCCCAACUAAAGUCGAUCAUGGCGAGCCAGCCCGAGAAAUCAUCACUAAGCACAUCAGAAUCAAGCGACUUAGUCGUGGGUGCACCACCUCAAACACACUUUGUAGGAGCAGGCGCGACCGCCGAUGAUGUGGGCACUUUCAACGGUGGAAGCUACAGGAUCAGUCACAGAGACACAAACACUAUUCUGACACUUCAGCUUGCUAUGGGUUGUCCGUUAUCUGUUCGACCAGGAACCAUGAUUGCCAUGUCUCCCACCGUGACCUUGAAGGGCGCCAUCAAGUUCUCCUUGAAGACCAUGGUUGUCGGUGGACAUAUGACACAGUCCACCUAUACUGGCCCAGGAGAACUGUUACUCGCGCCGCCUUCGCUUGGCGAUAUCACCAAUAUCCGACUUACAGGAGAACAAACUUGGAACGUGGGCAAAGAUGCUUUUCUAGCUUGCACUCAGGGUGUUGUCAAAGACUACAAGAGACAAGGUCUUACUAAGGCCAUGUUUUCGGGUGAAGGCUUCUUCGUCUACAAGAUAUCAGGCAUAGGCAUCCUGUGGCUCAGCAGCUUAGGAGCCAUCUUACGCAAAGAUCUUCAAGAGGGUGAGAAGUACAUUGUCGACAACGGCCAUUUGGUUGCAUGGAACGCCAAGUACGUGCUAGAGCGUGUGGCCAGCGGCGGAAUAAUAUCCAGCGUGAGCGCCAAUGAGGGCUUGGUCUGCAAAUUCUCCGGUCCCGGCACGAUCUUCUUGCAGACUCGCAACCCAAUUGAGUUCUCGGGUUGGCUAGCGUCAGAGGGCAAGCUAAAAGGAUAGAGUCCUCGCAGGUACUUCCCGGGAGGAAGGAUAACCAUCAUUGGGUUACUCACCUUGGCGAAAAUAGGUCUACUCAAAAGGCUGUUUGAAGAUGAUUCGCGGUCAUUAUACCGGUCACUCUUAUUAACCUCGGUUUCCAACGGCUAUUCCGCUGCUGGUGGCACCCUGACUCAGACAGAUGAAUCCAUUCAUACCACUCCC